This is a messenger RNA of Pongo pygmaeus (Bornean orangutan), 4411 nucleotides long. RefSeq names its product tubulin beta 6 class V (gene TUBB6). The transcript is spliced from 4 exons. NCBI's taxonomy places the organism in Eukaryota, Metazoa, Chordata, Mammalia, Primates, Hominidae. Gene Ontology annotation, biological process: microtubule-based process. Gene Ontology annotation, cellular component: microtubule. The coding region runs from base 2633 to 3973 and encodes 446 amino acids. Gene Ontology annotation, molecular function: GTPase activity; structural constituent of cytoskeleton; GTP binding. The record is from RefSeq and is a predicted model, not a curated record.
UUAUUUUUUUAAUUUUUUUUAUUGAGACAGGGUCUCACUCUGUCACCCUGGCUGGAGUGCAGUGACAUGAUCACAGCUCACUGCAACCUCCACCUCCCAGGUUCAAGCAAUCAAUCCUCCCACCUCAGACGCUGGAGUAGCUGGGUACAGGCAUGUACCACCAUGCCUGGCUAAUUUUUUAACUUUUUGUAGAGACAGGGGUCUCACUAUAAUGCCCAGGCUGGUCUCGAGGUCCUGGGCUCAAGCAAUCCUCCCAUGUCAGCUUUGGGAAGUUUUGGGAUUACAGGCGUGAACUACUGUGCCCGGCCUAGCCUGAGAAUUCUAAACUGGAACCUGGCUUUCCAGAUACCAUGGUGUAUUUUUUAACGUAGGAGAAGAGAACGUGUCCUCUACGCUUUUUUAAGUUUGGUUUGCGGCUUGUGUGCAUUUGGACACACCGCGUCACAAACAGCCUCGCCCAGGAGGAGCGAGGGCCACAGAUCGGGAGGGUAGGGGGCCCAGAGCCUGGAGAGCCCCAGGACGGGCUGACAGGUCAGGGCUUCACCUGCCGGCUCCCAGAAGGGGGUGGCCAACAGACACCAGGGAAGUCAGGGCUGGGAUUCAAAGAGAGGCCAAGGCUGCAGAGACUAGGAGCCAUUUUAGGAAAAAAACGUGAAUUCAGGCUUUGCACAGCAGAACUGUCCCCAUGUCCUGGGGAGGCCUUGGUUCAUUCUGCGGGGAAUCCCUUGUGUCUUGCGGGACCCCGCCUCUGAUGGGAGGGAAGGGAGAUAAGCUUUGCAGGGGGAAGGUCUCCUCACUCUUCGAGCACCGAGUUUCUCCAGACAAAGCGCACUCCGCGGGCACCAAUCCCUGCAGACAGCGCAGAGCGCAGAGCGUUGUCAAAUCCAAGUGACAACGGACUUCCUGAAGCCACGCUGACACCUACUUUCUGGCUCGAUCAGACCCCUGGACUUAAAUUCCAGCCCAAGGGCUAGCACUCAAAGGGUGGCUAUUUCAGCAAACGACCAAAGCUUCUAAAGUAGGCACUUUUCUUUUAAACCACUUGAUGGCUGGAUUUCUUAGAGAGACUAAAGCUGGAGGAAGGGUUCUUCCAGGGAUGGCACAGGCCCUCCGCUCUCGGGCUCCCCACACUAGACUUCGGGCCGGCCGGAUUGGUUAAGGUAGCACUCGUUGGAGUCAAUAAUUAAGCAAUGGAAACAAACAGCCUAAAUAAGGGUGUUGAGGACUCAGGAGAAGGUGGCUGAGUAAUCUCAGGCUCAUAGUUUGAAACGGGAGCGCAGGGGCUGGGCUGUGGCCUCCUCAUCUGCUCCCUGGGCGUGUGGCUGUGUAAAGAGGUGUGGGGACCCACAGGAAGGCCGAGGAGCAGCACUGGGGUGGAGAGAGCAGUGGGGAGGCGGGGACCCAAGGGUUAAAAAAAAAAAUCCUCAAUUUGGAAACAUUUGCAAAACUCCAGAAGAAAAACUUUUAAAAGUUCUCCACUCCCUUCCAAACAUACAAACAUGCACACACACAAUUAGGAAUUUCCCAAAGUUUUCAUCUGUCUAAAGAGAAAGUGCCAGUGCAAAUUACAGAACAUCGUCGCUUCCUCAUGUGCAGCGUUUCCACGGGCCUGGGAGGGGACGCAGAGGCUACCCCGGUGGUCCCAGCCUGCAGCGUUCACGUGAGGAAACUCCUGCAAAAGCCCUGAUGCAUGCACAUUCUGACUGCAGAGGCCAGAGCAUCCCGCAUUUUGGAGGCUGAAAGGCUCUCAAUGGUCCCCUAGGAUAACCGUUUCCGUUAACAGAGGAGUCCGCUGAAGCGCAGAGCUAACUGAAAACAGCUAGAAUUAAAAUCCAAGUCACCGGGCCCGGCAUCAGCGGUCAUUCCUUUCCACCACACAAAACUGGCCAGGAAGACGGACUCUCGCGCGCCCUCCCAGGCCGAAGCGCAUUUCUUUGCUAACGCGCGAGGGGUAGGCUGCACAGACCCGGCGCAGGGGGUGUUCAUUUUCGGAUCCAGCCCUGUAGUCACUUUAGCUAAACCCCGUUCCAAAGGGGUGGGAGUCGUCGGAGAGGAAUGGCCUCUGUAUCUCCGGAGACGGAAACAGCGGGACGAAGAGGCCCUAAGAACGUGUGCCCGGGGUGCGACCGAGGGGUGGGGGGCAGGGGGCAGAGACCCUGAAAAACUCCACCGCCGAGCCCCAGGGCCGUCUCCCGACCGGACUGGACUCGGCGCGGGCGGCUGCAGGGCUCCCGGGCGCGGCGCUGGGACCCCGCGGGCCACGUCGGCUCCGCUGCCCCGACGCCAGGGCCCGACUCGCGUCUCCCUCGGGCGGGGCACCCCAAAGAGCAGCUAAACGGUGGUGGGAGCUGGCGCCAUGCUCCUUCCCGUCUCCUCCCCGCCAGCUCCGGGCCCGUCCUUUUCCGCCCGGCUCCCGGCAAGGGUCCCCCGACUGGCGCCCGCGCGUCCUCCCUCGGCUGCUGCAGGCCUGGCCGCGGCGUCGAGCGGGGGCGGCGGGGCGGGGCCCGCAGCCAUUGGCGAGCGGCGGGGCGGGGGCGGGGGCGCGGAGGGUCGGCCCCGGGACGCGCGCAGCUGGCCCGCAGUUGCCGCCGUCGUCCGCAGAGCCAGUGCCUAGCGCAGAGCGGCGCCCGCCAUGAGGGAGAUUGUGCACAUCCAGGCGGGCCAGUGCGGGAACCAGAUCGGCACCAAGUUUUGGGAAGUGAUAAGCGAUGAGCACGGCAUCGACCCGGCCGGAGGCUACGUGGGAGACUCGGCGCUGCAGCUGGAGAGAAUCAGCGUCUACUACAAUGAGUCAUCGUCUCAGAAAUAUGUGCCCAGGGCCGCCCUGGUGGACUUAGAGCCAGGCACCAUGGACAGCGUGCGGUCCGGGCCUUUUGGGCAGCUUUUCCGGCCUGACAACUUCAUCUUUGGCCAGACGGGCGCAGGGAACAACUGGGCGAAGGGGCACUACACGGAGGGCGCGGAGCUGGUGGACGCAGUGCUGGACGUGGUGCGGAAGGAGUGCGAGCACUGCGACUGCCUGCAGGGCUUCCAGCUCACGCACUCGCUGGGCGGCGGCACGGGCUCGGGCAUGGGCACGCUGCUCAUCAGCAAGAUCCGUGAGGAGUUCCCGGACCGCAUCAUGAACACCUUCAGCGUCAUGCCCUCGCCCAAGGUGUCGGACACGGUGGUGGAGCCCUACAAUGCCACGCUGUCGGUGCACCAGCUGGUGGAGAAUACAGACGAGACCUACUGCAUCGACAACGAGGCCCUCUACGACAUCUGCUUCCGCACCCUGAAGCUGACAACGCCCACCUACGGGGACCUCAACCACCUGGUGUCUGCCACCAUGAGUGGGGUCACCACCUCGCUGCGCUUCCCGGGCCAGCUCAAUGCUGACCUGCGCAAGCUGGCGGUGAACAUGGUGCCCUUCCCGCGCCUGCACUUCUUCAUGCCUGGCUUCGCGCCGCUCACCAGCCGCGGCAGCCAGCAGUACCGGGCCCUGACCGUGCCCGAGCUCACCCAGCAGAUGUUCGACGCCAGGAACAUGAUGGCCGCCUGCGACCCGCGCCAUGGCCGCUACUUGACCGUGGCCACCGUGUUCCGCGGGCCCAUGUCCAUGAAGGAGGUGGACGAGCAGAUGCUGGCCAUCCAGAGUAAGAACAGCAGCUACUUCGUGGAGUGGAUCCCCAACAACGUGAAGGUGGCCGUGUGCGACAUCCCGCCCCGCGGCCUGAAGAUGGCCUCCACCUUCAUCGGCAAUAGCACGGCCAUCCAGGAGCUGUUCAAGCGCAUCUCCGAGCAGUUCUCAGCCAUGUUCCGGCGCAAGGCCUUCCUGCACUGGUUCACGGGUGAGGGCAUGGAUGAGAUGGAGUUCACCGAGGCCGAGAGCAACAUGAACGACCUGGUAUCCGAGUACCAGCAGUACCAGGAUGCCACCGCCAAUGACGGGGAGGAAGCUUUUGAGGAUGAGGAAGAGGAGAUCGAUGGAUAGUCGGAAUAGAGCCGCCCCAGCUCAGAUCCUACAACACGCAAGUUCCUUCUUGAACCCUGGUGCCUCCUACGCCAUGGCCCUGAAGGGUGCACUGGUCUAAUUGUGUUGGUGUCGGCCCCUCACAAAUGCAGCCAAGUCAGGUAAUUAGUCAUCUGGAACAAAGACUAAAACAGCAGAGAAUUGCGGGUUCUACCCAGUCAGAAGAUCACACUGUGGAGACUUUCUACUAGAGGACUUGAAAGAGAACUGAGGGGCCACAAAAUAAACUUCACCUUCCAUUAAGUGUUCAAGCAUGUCUGCGAAUUAGGAGGGAGUUAGAAACAGUCUUUUUCAUCCUUUGUGAUGAAGCCUGAAGUUGUGCCGUGUUGCCUUAUAAGAAUAUGCAGUAUGGGACUUGAAAUAAUUGAUUCAUAAUAAAAUACUAAACGUGUGUCUUCA